This is a messenger RNA of Cutaneotrichosporon cavernicola, 1023 nucleotides long. RefSeq lists its product as uncharacterized. Lineage: Eukaryota; Fungi; Basidiomycota; Tremellomycetes; Trichosporonales; Trichosporonaceae. Gene Ontology annotation, molecular function: ubiquitin protein ligase activity. The transcript has 3 exons. Bases 1 to 1023 code for a protein of 340 amino acids. Gene Ontology annotation, cellular component: nucleus. The record is from RefSeq and is a predicted model, not a curated record.
AUGGGCCGGUCACACGCGAAGAACACGACAACUCAAGCCAACCUCUCAUACUAUGAGCGCCUGAAACUCAAGCAAUCGACCGCAGCCCGCCGGUUGGGGCAAGAGAGCUUCAAGCCCCUCGACGCGUGUAAUCUGUGCCUCUCGCGUGCAACGGAUCCGGUCGCCUGCGGAACGGCCCAUAUCUUCUGUCGGGAAUGUGCUCUCUCGGAUCUGCUGCAACAGAAGGCUUCGAUUGAGGCGCAGAAGUCCCAACUCCGGGCAUGGGAGGAUGACGACGCCCAGAAACGCCGUGAUGCGAGGGAUGCCGCGCGCGCGCGCGUCCUCGCUGACUUUGAACGUGGGAUGGGACUUGCUGGUGGACGAGGUGCUAAGGUUUCUUCCUCGGCAACAGCGGCGGUCGGGGAGAAGUUCAGGUUGGACGAGGACGCCAUCGAAUCCGUCGCGCUGGAGGCCGAGGAACGCGCCACCGCCGCUAUCGAGGCUGAGGCUGGCGAGGCGCGGAAGGCCAAGAUCGCUGCUUUUUGGUUGCCCGCCAACGCGCCAUCCGCUCCUCUCGGCCCAUUGAAGCAGGUCAAGCUCCAGACCCUGUGUCACGUCGGCGGGGAGGGGAAGGCACACCCCAUCUCGCUCAAGGGCCUGCUACCCGUCAUUCUCAAGUAUCCGCCAGGAGGGAAGUUGCCGACUUGCCCGUCGUGUCAGCGCGAUCUGAGCAAUGCGUCAGGAGCUGUGUUGCUCACAUCGCGCGAGCCGGCCUCCUCUCUGGCGGGUAAGGAGGAGAACGGCGAUGGACCGCGUAAGAAGGCACGGAGGGAGAAGAAGGAGAAGCUUGCGUCAGCUGUGUGCGGACACGUCGUGUGCAAGACUUGCGCGGAUACGGUCGUCAGGCCCGCCGGAAGGUGCUGCGUGUGUGAGGCCAAGGUCGGCACGGAGGAUAUGCUCCCCCUGGGGUCUGAGGGAACGGGUUAUGCCGCAUCGGGAGGCGCUGAGGUCAAGGCGAGCCGUGCCGUCGUGUUCCGUGUGUAG